GGCUUAAUGCUACAGUUACUCUGACUGUGAGUGUAAAGACCCAAAGUUGAGGGUGAAAACAAUUCAUGUUUGAGAAAGGAGGAGUAAUUCAGAACAGAAAACGUGUAUGCUAUGGUUAACUGUUUCCCAUCAUCCGAGAAUCUCUUUUCCCACGGUGUGAAACUCAUUCAGCAUCGGGAUAAAGGAUAACGACUCUAUGGAUAUACAGAAUUCUUCACCAUGGUAAAACUCGCUAACCCCCUGUACACGGAGUGGAUUUUGGAGGCGAUCAAAAAGGUAAAGAAACAAAAACAGCGUCCUUCAGAGGAGAGGAUAUGCAAUGCAGUAUCUUCAUCGCAUGGUUUGGACCGCAAAACUGUUCUGGAACAGUUAGAGUUGAGUGUUAAGGAUGGAACUAUUUUAAAAGUCUCCAACAAAGGUCUCAAUUCUUACAAGGAUCCUGAUAAUCCUGGGAGAAUAGCACUUCCAAAGCCUCGCAACCAUGGGAAGUUGGAUGGUAAACCAAACGUGGACUGGAAUAAACUUAUCAAACGCGCCAUCGAGGGCUUGGCGGAGUCUAGUGGCUCGUCCUUGAAGAACAUCGAGCGCUUUCUGAAGGGGCAGAAAGAUGUGUCGGCGUUGUUUGGAGGCAGCGCUGCCUCCGUUUUCCACCAGCAGUUAAGAUUAGCCGUCAAGCGUGCGGUUGGCCAUGGGAGGCUCCUCAAAGAUGGACCUUUGUAUCAGCUCAACACUAAGGCAACCACUAAUGCUGAYGGGAAGGAGAGCUGCGAGUCUCUUUCCUGUCUCCCUCCAGUGUGUCUCCUUCCCCACGAAAAAGAUAAGCCAGUGGCAGAGCCCAUUCCAAUCUGCAGCUUCUGCCUUGGUACAAAGGAACAAAAUCGAGAGAAGAAACCUGAAGAGCUCAUCUCUUGUGCUGACUGCGGCAACAGUGGUCAUCCAUCCUGUUUGAAGUUUUCUCCCGAGCUAACGGUGCGAGUGAAAGCCUUGCGGUGGCAAUGCAUCGAGUGCAAAACGUGCAGCUCCUGUCGAGACCAGGGCAAGAACGCGGACAACAUGCUAUUUUGUGACUCGUGYGACCGUGGCUUUCACAUGGAGUGCUGUGACCCACCUCUUACCAGGAUGCCAAAAGGUAUGUGGAUAUGUCAGAUAUGUCGACCACGGAAGAAAGGAAGGAAGCUUUUACACAAGAAGGCAGCACAAAUAAAACGGCGAUAUACUAACCCGAUAGGACGUCCCAAAAAUAGGUUAAAGAACCAAAAUACAACAUCAAAAAGCCCCUUCAGCAAAGUCCGAACUGGCCCUGGUCGGGGUCGGAAGCGAAAGAUCACCCUGUCCAGCCAGUCCGCAUCCUCCGAAGGAGGAUACCUGGAGCAGACGGAUGUCUUGGACUUCUGCAGAGAUGGCAGCACCACCUUGAAGUUUAACAAGAAAACCAAAGGGCUUAUAGACGGCCUUACUAAAUUCUUCACUCCCUCCCCUGAUGGCCGGAAAGCUCGGGGGGAAGUGGUGGACUAUUCUCAGCAAUAUCGGAUCAGGAAAAAGGGUACCAGGAAAUCUAGCACUUCGGAAUGGCCCACAGACAAUCAGGAUGGCUGGGAUGGAAAACAGGAAAAUGAGGAGCGUUUCUUUGGGAGCCAGGAUGUCUUAACUGAAAAAGACAUGGAGUUGUUCCGAGAUAUUCAGGAGCAAGCAUUGCAGAAAGUGGGGGUGACCGGGCCUCCUGAUCCCCAAGUCCGCUGCCCUUCUGUCAUUGAGUUUGGCAAGUAYGAAAUCCAGACGUGGUACUCCUCCCCAUACCCACAGGAGUACUCAAGGCUACCCAAGCUUUAUCUUUGUGAAUUCUGCCUAAAAUACAUGAAAAGCAGAACUAUUCUGCAGCAGCACAUGAAAAAAUGUGGCUGGUUUCAUCCUCCAGCCAAUGAAAUUUACAGAAAAAACAAUGUUUCAGUCUUUGAGGUUGAUGGCAACGUCAGCACUAUUUACUGCCAGAAUUUGUGCUUGUUAGCCAAACUCUUCCUGGACCAUAAGACCCUCUACUACGAUGUGGAGCCAUUUCUUUUCUACGUGCUGACACAGAAUGAUGUCAAGGGCUGUCACCUUGUCGGCUACUUCUCCAAGGAGAAACACUGCCAACAGAAGUACAAUGUUUCCUGUAUAAUGAUUCUUCCACAAUACCAGCGUAAGGGCUAUGGCAGAUUCCUAAUUGACUUCAGCUACCUACUUUCCAAGCGGGAGGGUCAAGCAGGAUCACCAGAGAAGCCCCUGUCCGACCUGGGGCGGCUCUCGUACAUGGCUUACUGGAAAAGUGUCAUAUUGGAGUGCCUUUAUCAUCAACGUGACAAGCAAUUAAGCAUCAAGAAGCUGAGCAAGCUGACUGGAAUCUGCCCUCAAGAUAUCACUUCCACUCUGCACCACCUGCGGAUGCUCGACUUCCGCAGCGAUCAAUUUGUGAUCAUUCGUCGGGAGAAACUCAUUCAGGAACAUAUGGCGAAGCUUCGAACUAACGUCCGACCUAUAGAUGUGGAUGCAGAGUGUCUGCGUUGGACACCCGUGAUAGUUUCCAACUCGGUUGUCUCCGAGGACGAAGAAGAGGAGACAGAGGAUGGGGAGAAUGAAGAGCAACAACAGGAGAAGGAAAAAGAUCCAGAGGCCAGUAUGGUAAAACCCGUGUCGUGGGAGAAGAAAGAGCAAGAGCCUUAUUCUCCUCCAGAGAAUGAAAAAAAGCCGGACAUCGUCGCUCCAGCCAAUUCCGCCCGGCCAAACAAGCACAUCCUUCCUCUGGAGAGUCUUCCUGCCAACAAUCAGCCGUCCCGAAGAGGCCGAUGGAGCCGCAAGGGCAAAAAACUGCGGGAGCCCUUUGGGGAGAAGGAAGCCAAGGUGCCCGCGGAGGAGAAGGCAGCGGGUGGCGGCGGGCGCUGCAGCGAGUGCGAGGCCAAGCCGGCGGCCUCGCGAGGCCGCUGCAGCGAGUGCGAGGAGACGUCGGCAGCCGCGCAGGGGGGAUGCGGCGAGCGCGAGGAGAAGGCUCCGGUUGCCCGCGGCCGCUACGCGGAAGAGGAGGACAAAUCCGCGCUUUCCCCGGGGCAGUACGGCAAAGGGGAGAAGGCGGCGGCGCCGCGGCGGCGGUACAGCGAGGGCAUGGAGAGGUGGAGAGGGCAGCUCAAGAAGGGCGCCGAGCCGCUCAAGUGCCGGCUCCCCGACGACGGCGAGCGGCUGCCCCGCCGCUACAGCGACAGCAGCCUCCUGAGGUGCUUCAGCGAGAGCAGCGAGGAGGAGGAGGAUGAGCCYGUGAGUCCCCGAUCCAACUCUCCGCCCGUUCUCACCAAGCCAACGUUAAAACGAAAGAAGCCGAUUCUUCAUCGGAAGAGGCGAGUCCGCAAGCGUAAGCACCACAACAGCAGCGUUGUCACCGAAACCAUCUCGGAGACCACAGAAGUGCUCGACGAACCCUUUGAGGACUCGGACUCUGAGCGACCAAUGCCCCGACUGGAGCCCACCUUUGAGAUUGAGGAGGAGGAAGAGGAGGAAGAGGAGGAGGAGGAGAACGACCUUCUGCCCAGUGGCUACUUUCGGCACUUAACCUCCCAAGACACCCUCAGGCGCAGACCUUCUUCCAAGAGCAAGUCCAAAGAUGAGGAGGAGUCUGAUGACACUACUGGCACCCCGACCUUGCAGCAGUUAUCUGUGCUGAGGAAAGGUGAAGAAAAUGAUUCUUCACUGGAACCAGAUACUUCCACACCCAUGAAAAAGAAGAAGGGGUGGCCGAAGGGCAAAAGUCGAAAACCAGUGCACUGGAAGAAAAGACCUGGUCGAAAACCGGGUUUCAAAAUGAACCGGGAAAAAGUGAUGCCGUCUGUGCAGGGGGAGGAAGUUGAGGCAGUGGUCGCUGGCUCAAAACCAGUGCGUAAGCCCAAAAUCUCCGAUACGGAGAAUAGUGUUGAGCAGAAAGAAGAGUCGCCCCUUACUGAGGAAAGGAAAGAAGACGACGUGAAUAUGGAAGGAGAAGAGGUAGGAGAGGGGGAAGAGGAAGAUACAACCGGCAGUGAAGUAAGGGCAGUUUCUCCUGUGGACAGCAGCAGUAGUCCAGCACCAGAGGCUAAAGAGCCCGAAAUAGAGGAGGAGGUAGAGGAGAAGCCCCGGGUUUCAGAAGAGCAAAGGCAAUYGGAGGAAGAACAGCAAGAACUAGAAGAAGCUGAGCAUGACCAUGAGGAAGAGGAUGAAGUCGCGGUAGUGGCGAAUCAAAAUGAAGACCAUGAUGCCGAUGAUGAAGAUGAUGGUCAUCUGGAGUCUCUGAAGAAGAAGGAACUGGAGGAACAGCCUGUGAGGGAAGGGGUGAAGGAGGAGCCCGAGGUGCAAGAGUGUUUUUUAGAAACAAGCAUAUCAAGCAGUAGAGAGGAGGCAAAAGGAAAAGAUGAAGCAGAGGCAGAUUCGGAGGAAGAACAGGCUUCGAAUGAGACAUCGGUGGGGUCAGAGCAUGUCCCUGGGUCUGAGGAUGAUCACGAGGAAGAGCAAAGUAGUAAGGAAGGGCUGAUUGAAUUAAAGGAAGAAGAGGAGAUCCCUCAUAGUGAGCUAGAUCUCGAAACUGUCCAAGCGGUGCAGUCCUUGACGCAAGAGGAGAGCAAUGAGCACGAUGUCGCUUACCAGGACUGCGAGGAAACUCUGGCAGCRUGCCAGACUCUGCAGAGCUACACCCAGACUGAGGAAGACCCUCCGAUCUCCAUGGUCGAGGAUUGCCAGGCCUCGGAGCACAACAGUCCAAUAUCCUCCGUUCAGUCGCACCCCAGCCAGUCGGUGCGUUCCGUGAGCAGCCCAAACGUGCCCGCUCUGGAGAGCAGCUACACCCAGAUCAGUCCUGAGCAGGGAUCCCUGUCCGCACCCUCUAUGCAGAACAUGGAGACCAGCCCCAUGAUGGAUGUGCCUUCCGUAUCAGACCACUCUCAGCAGGUGGUGGACAGUGGCUUCAGCGACCUCGGGAGCAUCGAGAGCACCACGGAGAACUACGAGAACCCCAGCAGCUACGACUCCACCAUGGGAGGCAGCAUUUGCGGGAAUAACUCUUCCCAGAGCAGCUGCUCCUACGGAGGGUUGUCUUCCUCCAGCAGCCUCACGCAGAGCAGCUGCGUGGUCACGCAGCAGAUGGCCAACAUGGGCAGCAGCUGCAGCCUGAUGCAGCAGAGCAGCGUGCAGCCCGCGGCCAACUGCAGCAUCAAGUCCCCGCAGAGCUGCGUGGUGGAAAGGCCGCCCAGCAACCAGCAACCCGCAGCGCAGCCGCCGCCGCAGCCGCCGCCGCCGCAGCAGCCGCAGCCGCCGCCGCCGCCGCAGCAGCAGCAGCAGCCGCCGCUGUCGCAGUGCAGCAUGAACAACAGCUUCACGCCGGCGCCCAUGAUCAUGGAAAUACCCGAGUCGGGAAGCAGCGGUAACAUCAGUAUCUACGAGAGGAUCCCGGGGGAUUUUGGGGCCGGGAGCUACUCGCAGCCGUCGGCCACGUUCAGCCUGGCCAAGCUGCAGCAGCUGACCAACACCAUCAUGGACCCUCAUGCCAUGCCUUAUAGCCAUUCUCCUGCCGUGACUUCCUAUGCAACCAGUGUUUCCCUGUCCAACACGGGCCUGGCGCAGCUGGCCCCCUCGCACCCGCUCGCCGGGACCCCCCAAGCACAAGCCACCAUGACGCCGCCGCCCAACCUGGCGUCGGGCACCAUGAACCUCGCGUCGCCGCUGCUGCAGUGCAACAUGUCGGCCGCCAACAUCGGCAUCCCGCACACGCAGCGCCUGCAGGGCCAGAUGCCCGUCAAGGGGCACAUCUCCAUCCGCUCCAAGUCGGCGCCGCUGCCCUCGGCCGGCGCGCACCAGCAGCAGCUCUACGGGCGCAGCCCGCCCGCCGUGGCCAUGCAGGCGGGCCCGCGGGCGCUGGCCGUGCAGCGCGGCAUGAACAUGGGCGUCAACCUCAUGCCCGCCGCCCCUUACAACGUCAACUCCAUGAACAUGAACACGCUCAACGCCAUGAACAGCUACCGCAUGACGCAGCCCAUGAUGAACAGCGGCUACCACAGCAACCCGGCCUACAUGAACCAGACGGCGCAGUAUCCUAUGCAGAUGCAGAUGGGCAUGAUGGGGGGCCAGGCCUACAGCCAGCAGCCCAUGCAGCCGAACCCCCACGGCAACAUGAUGUACACGGGGCCCUCCCACCACAGCUACAUGAACGCGGCCGGCGUGCCCAAGCAGCCCCUCAACGGGCCCUACAUGAGGAGAUGAGCGAGAGCCGCCCGCCGCCCAAAAACAAAGCGAAAGACUUAAAUAUAUAUAAAUAAAGGAACCUUUUAUACUGACGA
Molecule: messenger RNA, 6326 nt
Organism: Nothoprocta perdicaria
Lineage: Eukaryota; Metazoa; Chordata; Aves; Tinamiformes; Tinamidae
Gene: KAT6A
Product: lysine acetyltransferase 6A
Exons: 17
Coding region: 220-6249 (2009 amino acids)
Biological process (GO): regulation of DNA-templated transcription; nucleosome assembly
Cellular component (GO): nucleosome; MOZ/MORF histone acetyltransferase complex
Molecular function (GO): histone acetyltransferase activity; DNA binding
Source: RefSeq, a predicted model, not a curated record